AUGAACUAAGUUAAUAUAAAGUUCAGAUUCACAGUUCUUCCAAUCUAUUAUUUUGUUCUUGUGUGAUGGGAGGGUCUGUUGGCCAAAUUGCAUCUCUGUAAAGUCUUUUCUUCUUUGAAAUAACUGCUCCUUUAGCUUUAAGAAGCUGGACUUCAUGUUUUUCUUAACUCACCUAACACAUUGACUGAGCCCUACUUUACACUAUGAAUGCUCCAAAUUCAGGGCACAGUUCAACUCAAUUCUAUUUAAUAGGGUUCUUGGAAUAUGCUUUUCAUACAGAGCUCAGUAUUCCUUUUGCUCUGUGUUGUGCCUCACACUUAACACAGCUUUCAAAUACAUUCAAAUGAAAUAUAAAGUUGUCAUCUAUAGUUAGCAAAAACCAAUGUAAAUUUUGUCCAAAUAAGAACAGUAGGAUUUGACUCUAUGUAAACUGGGUGGGUGGUCCUAGUGCAGUUUCUAAUGAAUAGAUAUCCACAAUAACCACCAUCAGAAUUGACAUCUUUGCUGACAAUCGUAACACAGAGGCCAAAGAAUGAAUAGGCAUGGAGUAUAAAGAAGUCUCUCAAUCCUACAGGUGAUCCUUAGAAGCCAAGGUUAACACUCAUUGGUAGGCUGUUACGGAGAAAGCAGUAUUGCUAUUCAUGCUCUUGUAUGGGUGAAGGUUUUCAGUAUCCAAUAUGGCAUACUGCACCUGCACUAACUUCACUUAAAAAAACACAACCAAACAGGCCCUAAAGCCAUCAACGUAUUCAUCAAUUAGUUUGCUCUUGCAGAAAGAACGAGACAAUUUGCAUGCUCUUAAAGUUAAAUCAUCUUGUCUGUAGUUUGUUGUUGUUUUUUUACUUGCUGCAGGAAACAUUAUUUUAACAUUCUGAUUAGACACAGAACUAGUUUGAUGGAAUAAUUUUGAGAUAAAAGAUGCUUUGGUUUGAGAGUACGGCAAAGCAGCUAGCAAAAUAUUCUUCUAGGCCACUAUGGAGACGACUAUGUGCAGCCACUACAAAUACACCAGUAUUAACUUUGUUCACCAAGAACCCGUGCCCUCUGUGUGAUGAAGCAAAAGAAGUGCUUGAGCCAUAUAAAAACAGGUUUAUUUUGCAGGAAGUGGAUAUCACCCUUCCAGAGAAUGCAGUGUGGUAUGACAAAUAUAAGUAUGACAUACCUGUCUUCCAUUUAAAUGGGCAGUUCCUAAUGAAGCAUCGGGUAGAUGUUAAAAAAUUUGAGAACCAGCUUGUGAAGCUAGAGUUUCAAAAUGAUGAAAACCAAUGAAGGAAAUGCAGCUAUUCUGAGACUGGAUUGAAGGGAUUUUGAACAAAUGGUUUGAAACUGUUGCAUACAUUAUCAAACCACAUUUUAGUUAUUUGAUUUAUAUUCCAUUUUGUAGUAAUGAUGAAGCCCAUCUGACUGAAUAGCAACUCAUCUUCAUCUGCUAUCCUAGAUGGUUUUGUUUUUCAAUGGGAGAGUAAGUGCUAUUCCACAGCAGCAGAUAAAAUGAAAUGCACUUUCAGAUCAUUAAUACACCCUGCACUGACAAUAAAGAAAUGUUUGUUAUGUCUG
Mauremys reevesii (Reeves's turtle) is the source of this 1557-nucleotide messenger RNA. It is a transcript of the gene C6H5orf63, whose product is annotated as chromosome 6 C5orf63 homolog. Bases 919 to 1269 code for a protein of 116 amino acids. The record is from RefSeq and is a predicted model, not a curated record. The transcript is spliced from 4 exons. NCBI's taxonomy places the organism in Eukaryota, Metazoa, Chordata, Testudines, Geoemydidae.